This is a messenger RNA of Diaporthe citri, 1164 nucleotides long. RefSeq lists its product as uncharacterized. The coding region runs from base 1 to 1164 and encodes 387 amino acids. Gene Ontology annotation, molecular function: zinc ion binding; L-iditol 2-dehydrogenase (NAD+) activity. Lineage: Eukaryota; Fungi; Ascomycota; Sordariomycetes; Diaporthales; Diaporthaceae. Gene Ontology annotation, biological process: D-sorbitol catabolic process. The record is from RefSeq and is a predicted model, not a curated record. The transcript has 3 exons.
AUGACGCACACAAAUGGAUCCGGCAACGCGGGCGCCCGCCAAGUGAUCCAGGCGCCGCUGCCCAACCCCUCCCUCCAGGCGACCGCGGACCACAACCUCAAGACCGCCGACGCGCCCGUGUACGCCCCGGGCCCCGGCGAGGUGCUGCUGCACGUCAAGGCGACGGGGAUCUGCGGCUCGGACGUGCACUUCUGGAAGACGGGCUGCAUCGGCCCGCUCGUGUUUGAGGGCGACUGCAUCCUCGGCCACGAGGCCGCCGGCGUCGUCGUCAGGUGCGGCGAGGGCGUGACGGACCUCAAGCCCGGGGAUCGGGUCGCCGUCGAGCCCGGCGUGCCGUGCGAGAAGUGCUUCCUGUGCAAGCUGGGCAAGUACAACCUGUGUGAGGACGUUGCGUUCGCGGGUGUGUAUCCGUACCAUGGGACGUUGCAGCGGUAUAAGGUGCACCCUGCUAGGUGGCUGCACAAGCUACCAGACAACAUGAGCUUCCAAGACGGCGCACUGCUCGAGCCCCUGAGCGUCAUCCUGGCUGGUCUUCGUGUGGCCGAGCUGACCCUUGGUCGCGGUGCUGUUAUCUGCGGCGCAGGCCCAAUCGGACUCACUGCCCUCCUCGCGGCACGAGCGUCAGGGGCUCACCCACUCGUCGUCACAGACAUCGAGCCAAAGCGCCUCGCAUUUGCCAAGGAGCUCGUGCCGACCUGUCUCACCUACCAGAUCGACCCGUCCCUGGACGCCCGUGGCAACGCGAGGGGCAUCAGGAAGCUGUUUGGUGCUCGGGGCGGCGAGGGCGAGGAAGGGGAUGAGUACUUUGCGCCGCCGUGCGUGAUCGAGUGCACUGGUGUUGAGUCGAGUGUCUGCACGGCGGCUUUCACUGUGAGGAGGGGUGGUCGGGUCGUCGUGGUCGGUGUUGGCAAGAGUAUCAUGAACAAUCUGCCGUUCAUGCAUCUGUCCUUGUCUGAGAUCGAUCUGAGAUUCAUCAACAGGUACACAGACACCUGGCCGGCGGGAAUCUCGUGCAUAAGCGGUGGUAUUAUCGACUUGAAAAAGCUAGUCACUCAUGUCUACCCUCUCGAGAAAGCUGAGGAGGGCCUGACGCUGUCUUCGGAUCCUCGGAACGGUAGUAUCAAAGUCCACAUCGUAGACGACUCAGAAACUGUUUUCUUUUAA